Molecule: messenger RNA, 3068 nt
Organism: Sphaeroforma arctica JP610
Lineage: Eukaryota; Ichthyosporea; Ichthyophonida
Exons: 1
Source: RefSeq, a predicted model, not a curated record
UACCUGGCACGUGCGCAACGGAGUGUUCUCAGCAGCAAAGGCGCAUCCGCAUUAUCCUACUCAACAGCCCCACACCACUCACAACACCACUCACAACACCACUCACACACAACAGUGCGACAAAGUGGUAUCUGCAAUGCCACAACCCAACACACGCUUCUAAGCAGUGCAGCAAACGCACCCGCACGCACCAGUAGCACACACACACACACACACACACGCCACACCAUCGCACUCACACGGUCAGAGUCAGCCGCCGAGGGAAACAGUCACAGGCACACUAUCUCUAGCACACCCGCAACAGCCGUGCGCAGUGGCGUAGACAUAGGUACCCACCCACACACAGGCGCAGGUGCCCUGCCGUGUGUACCUACCACCAUCACACGCAGUGUUACCAUAGCAGCCAGCACUCCGGAGCAACAGCAGAAGACGGACGCAUACGACAGUCGCCUGAAGGCGUUGAUUCGUCAGAGAGAAAGCAUUGCGGAACGGCGCCAGCGUGCAGCUACCCCUCAGGCGGAGAGUAAUCUAAAAAUAGAUGACAAUCUAAAAAUAGACACAAGGACCAGUAAACACACGAUAGGCGAUUCCCAUAGGUCACCUGAAGCGGACAGACAGAUCACACCAGCGACGGUGCACACGAUAGACAAUAACCACACGCCACUGCACACAAACGAGACCCCACCCACACACCAACACCAGCAGAAAACACACCCACUAGACUACAGUGCACACCAUUUUCCAGUGACAAGCGAAGGAGCACUCACACACGCAAGCACACGCACACGCGAAAGUACAGCAACAGGAGAGACGCCGACACUAGACACAGGACACACGAAAGCAGCUGCGGCUGCUGCGAUAACCAGCAAGCGCCAGGGGAAUGUCACGCACCUGGUGCGGCAGAUAACUCCGUUGCCAGGCAACGUGGUCGUGCCACGUAGUGCCUAUUACGUACCCACAAUACCCACGGAACACACUCACGCAAAGAGCCGUCCGCACGCGAGAAGUGGUAGUGGACAAUUAAACGAGAGCGGCAUGAUGCCUGAGUACACGCCAGUGGUGGCGACCACAGACGGAGCUGCGCUGGCGAAGGGAUCAGAGACAUUGCACACACAUCUGAUGGAGGAUGCCAUGAAGCAACACACACAUACACACACGCACACGCACACACACACGCAUGCUAGUUCAGCCAAUUCAGGCACACAUACAGGCGACACAGCAGAGAAAAGAGAGACGUAUAUGAACGGAGAGAACUCACAGGGCAAUGUGCAUAGGGUAGAUACACCAACGGAUGCAACACACACAACAAACUCAGCCACCGUAACACAAGCGCGCACUAGGGACCUGAGCGCUGCCGAUCUGUCGGUGCUGCCAGACACCUCCGUCACACACAAGCACACCAACUCACACACCAACACAGGCAACGCCACGAGCACACACACGUCACAGCACACACCGUACACGCCACGCGACGCACACACACCACAGCACACAGCAAUGCCGGGCACACAGCCACUGCGCGUGCAUGACCGCUAUUUAAGUUCACCGGAACUGGAUACGGUGGGGGAUGGAGAAGACUUUGAAGGAUCAGCAACAGCACAACAACAAGUACCUGGACAACAACUAACAAGACAACAAGUAGCAGGACAACAACUAACAGGGCAACAACUGACAGGACAACAGCUAACAGGACAACAACUGACAGGACAACAACUAACAGGACAACAAUUAGAAGGACAACAACUAAUAGGACAACAACUAACAGGACAACAAUUAGCAGGAGAAGCACGGGCAGAAGUAGAAGACCAGGCACAGGCACACACAUCUCAGGAGACACAGACACAGACACAGACACAGACAGAUGGGUUACGUGUGAGGGACACAGGGCCAUCCAGCGAACAACUGCCACACACGACACCCCCUGCGCACCAUCAAGCAGCGGAUGUGGGAAACACUAACCCAACCACACCCACACACACCCAACUCACCACACCACACAACACCACCACACACGACACCAACACGAACACCAAACACAACACCAAACACACGACCACACACGACACAAGUACCGUACCUGAGCCAACGGAGGACGAAGGCGCACCCCAACGGAUGGUACAGAAUGGCACGAGCGGGCCUGUGGGUGCAGCGGAGGAGACACGGGCACACGAGAGCCCUGCGAGUGCGAAAACACAGGACGAACCUGCGAACACAAGCAAAAACACAAGCACAAACACAAACACAACCACAAACACAAGCACAAGCACAAACACAAACACAAACACAACCACAAACACAGACCCCAAAGCACACGGGCGAUCGACUUCGGCUGUGUCGUCGUUGUGGGGAUGGUUUACAGGCAGCAACAUUGCGACGGAGUGGGAGCAGGACAAACCGCAAGAAGAGCAAGACUCACCGCAAAGACCGCAAGAAGAACAGGGUAAACCGCAGAAACCGCAAGAGGGCGAGGGAGAGGAAGGGCAGCAGCACGGGGUUGGUGUACAGGCGCACGCGUCAGGAGCUAAGGAAACACAUACACACACACACGACACGAGCACACACACAGAUGUACAGGCGGCAGCGUACGAACAGAACAGGACAGAAGGGACAUCGGAAACAGCAGCCAACUCAACAGUCACACACAGCCAUGCACGAACACACAACGACACACCCACACCCACAGACAACGACACACACACACACGCUGCCACAGACAACACAUCCGCUAUCUCCUCACCUACAGCACACACACUACAGCCCACCCAAUCACCCAUGGCACACCAAAGGCCAGCGACAACGGCGCCCAGACGCACCUCUGUGCAGUCACUGAUUGUGUCACAGCCAAAGGAUGUCACGGCAUCACCACCCACCCACCCACACCCACUCACACACACAAGCCCACACGCAAGUGAUGACGGCAGCCAGUUCACACGUGUGGGGAAGGGGCAGCAGGGCAGCAAGCAACAUGUGCCACGCACAGCCACGUGGACAGGCGGCGACCUCAGCAGAGGAGCGCAGGAGACACGCGAGGGCCAGCGACAGGCCAUGGAGAACUCACUCGUCCGCAG